UCAGCAGCCCUGCUCUGCAAAACUUCCACUUAAUAGUAGCAUUUAACUUAAAAUGAACAUUCGAGUCUAGCAACAGUAGAAACAUGUUCGUGCAUGGUAUUAAGGGUGGAUACACCACUUCAGAUGACGAUUCUGAUGAAGACCUCAAUACCAUCGAUAAUUUGCUUUUGGUAGCCGCCCUCCCACUAACGACUUCUGUUGAAGAUGUUGAUUUUGCGCGUUUCCAGCGAAGAAGAGAAGAAUGCGAGCGAAAGGCGCGCAGAGGGGAGAUGGACCCCCGGCUGGAGUUCACCUUCCAGAUCCUCAUCGACGCCACUGGUCUUCCGAGGCACGAAAUUAUGGACCACGUUUUUGAAGGAGAAAUGCUGGACGAAAUCAACCAACUGUUUCUUCCGCACAUGAAGACCAAGCUGGUGUGGUUCUACCAGGAGAUGCUGGACACGGAAGCCAUGGCAGCCUUGGAACCGAGCAAACCAAGCACCAGCAGGCAGCUGCAGCCCAGCACCAGCCGGAUGAAUCUGCAGCCCAACGUGACGCCCAUCUACAAGAAGAAACUCUUCUUAACCGACGGCUGGGAGAUUCCUUUGAAGGGCAUCUGCAUCUACAUCUUCCGCACGAACAGCAGCAAACAACUGCCCGAAGAAGGCUUUCAGAAGGACCUGUACUGUGGCGUAAUCGAUGCUGCCAACAUCGGAAUGGUGGCCACGAUCGAGCGAGUGAUUGAGCAUGUUUUCAUGGAAGCGCUGGCUCACCCCAGCCUGGAUUGCGAAGAUGAAGCAGCCAGCUGCCCAAUGGUGAAGAACCAGCUGCUGCCCAGUCUGAGAUCCUUUUGCAGUGUGCUGAAAGUGUGCGAAGAGGUGGCGAAUGAGGGCAACCUGUUUGACGAUGGGCAGGUGCUGAUGCGCAAAGUGCACAUGGACGAGAUCAAAGAAAUGGCCAAGAUCCCCGAGAAGGUGCAGCCUUUGGAGGAACGCGUCAAAGGCUGGUGUAAACGCCUGGACGAGAUCUUGAAGGAAAGCGAGCAAAUCAGGCGCGAAAAUGAUUCUUCGGGCCCUCAAGACGAGCUGGAGUACUGGAAAAAGCGCGGGGCGCAAUUCUCGCAAAUCGCCAACCAGGUGAACUCCAGAGAGGUGCAAAUGACCAUCCUCUGUCUGAAGAUCGCGCGCUCCAAAGUCGUCAAAGACUGGCGGGAAACGGACAAGAAGAUCACCUUUUGCUACAACGAGUCCAAGGACAAUGCCAAGUUCAUCCAGGCGCUGGAAACUAAAUGCCACUCCCUAUACCUGGACGAUCCGGUGAAAAUGCGCGAUUGUAUCAUGGGGCUGUUGCAAACCGUGCGCCUCAUCCACAACGUGUCGCAGUUCUACAACACUUCAGAGCGCUGCUCAGCUCUGAUGGUCAAGAUCACCAACCAGAUGAUAGAAACCUGCAAGGGCUACAUCACCUGCAGGGGCCAAGAGAGCAUCUGGCAGCAGGAGCGCACCUUGAUCAAAGAGAAGCUCACGCAAUGCCUGGUCCUGAACAAGGUCUACCGCAAAACGUACCAUGUGGUCAAGAACCAAACCAUCCUGCCCUCUACACGGCCGUUCAAUUUUUCCGAGAACUACAUCUUCGGGAAGUUCGACGCGUUCUGCAGACGCCUGUCGAAGAUCAUUUCCAUGUUCGAUCUCAUUGAUGAUUACACUGGGCUGUUCCAAAGGCGAAUGGAAGGCCUCCUGCUGGGCGACGCUCUGGAAGACUCGAUGCAGAACUUCACGGAAACCAAGGCGCUGAUCGUCAACAAACAGUACGACUAUCUGGAUCAGCGCAAUCUGGUGUUCGAGCAGGAUUUCCAGAACUUUCUGGACCAUACCGAUGAGCUGAAGGACAAAAUCGCCGAUAUAAUCGAGGAGAAUUUCGAUAGCGUGUGGGAGACGCCGCAAGGUGUUCGCUUUUUGACGCGCUUCGAAAAAGUGAGCGAGAAAAUCCCGCUGGCCAAGCUGGACGAGAAGUACGACCGCAUAUUGAAGUACUGCGAGAAGGAGGUGGAUCGGAUCAUCAAAAUGUACAAGAAGCAGAAGGAUGACCCGCCGGUGCCCAGACUGUUUCCCCCUAUUGCCGGGAGGAUUAAAUGGGCCAGAUGUUUGGCUUCGCAUCUCGACGAGCUGCUGUCCAAUGUAACCACCCAUCAUGUGAUGAAGAGCUUGCCUGCCACUGUGGACUUAUCCAGGCGCCAUCGGGCAGCUGAAAACAUGUUCAGAACCUACGAAACCGACAUGGUGGCCUUGUGGAUGAACCAGCAUGUGUCCGAUGCGGACAAAUGCCUGACGAGACACCUGCUGGUUGUUUGUGCCGAACAGCAGAAGCUCAAAGUCAACCUGCACGCCACCAUUCCACUUCUCAUCAGAGAGACCGACUUGAUGAUGAAGAUGGAUCUUCCGGUUCCAAUGGUUGCCCUGACUUUAUAUGCCAAGCAGGACCAUUUCGCGUUGAUCCAGGACUCAUUGCAGUUCCUCAUCAACAACUUCCUGAAAGUCGUCAAGAGCGUCAAGUUGGAGGUGCGACCGCUCUUUCUGCCGCAUCUCAUCAAACUGUCCAAUCGGAUCGAGCCGGGAUUGACGCAUCUGGAUUGGGUGUCUGCAGACUGGCAGGCUUAUGUGGACUCGGCCAAUACGGCCAUCAAAAACUUCACAGUUUUGACCGACCGGAUUCACGACAUUUACAUCAACAGGGUGUUGGAAGUGCUCACUAGUAUGCAGGCCAUUCAGUUGCAUGCGCUGCCUGAUGAUGGCGAUUCAGCCUGGGGAAUCGAUGAUUUCUGCAAUCAAAUCGACGAAGUCUGCCAAUCGUCGGCCGAUGAGCUGCACAAAAGAUGCAUGAUGAUUGAGGAAGCCGUUGAGGAAAUCCUCCUGCUGGUGAAAACCGCCCGAAUAGACGACGAGGACGCGCCCAACGAAGAGGACACUUUUCUCUUCGCAGACGAGGACAAACCGCCCGACAUUGGAGGGACGUCCUCGCAACAGCAAUCCGAUUGGACGCUGGUGUGGGAGUGUUUCGAGAAGCCCCACCUCCUCCUCAGCGGAGGCAUGAGUAAGGCCAUGCACGACGUGGUGAGAGGAGCGGUGGGAGAGAUGAGGAGGUACUACACCCGGAAGGUGAUUGAUGUGCUGGUGAAGGUCACCAGACAGUCCUUGGACGCUUUGAGGAGGCGCUUUUGCAUAGAACGUGAGGCUUGCGUGGACGGUCACCCUCUGUUCAUUCUUAACGCCGUCCUGCUCAUCCCCAAAGUGGGCAUUCAACCCACUCUGGACGAAGUACAGGAAGUGCUGAAUCUGGCCGGGAAAAACAUCACGUCGGUGUCGAAAGGAGUGGGCCAGUGGGCCCGAAGCCAAGAGGUAAGUUCGACUUCGAACCAGAAAACCUCGAAAAGUUCACUCAAAAGCAAAGGCGACGACUUUCGGACUCGGCGCCGGAAACUGUACAGACUGAUGACGGAAGAGAAACCAACGUUUCCCCUACAGCAACGGAACUUCUUCAACCAUGUGAUGGAGAACAAGGAAGUGAUCAAGGCGCUUUCGCUGUUGACAUCUUGCACCCAAGAAAUGCGUGGCGAGAUGUCACAGUUUCUCUCGAGAUGGCGACCAUACAGCAUCUUGUGGAGAAACGAGAAGUCGCAGCGCGAACUCCUCAACUGCCAACUGGCGGAGUUCGAAACGGCCCUCCGAAAGCACGAAGAACUGAACGAACGACUGGCCACUGAACCGGACAUUUUCACCAUCACCAACUGCCUGGCCAUUUCCACUGAAAAGCUCAAGUACGGGAUCCAGACAGAGAUAAAGUCCUGCACUCAUCGAAUCGGACAAGCCAUGAAGAAGAAGUACCGAAGGGAAAUGGACUAUGUGUAUGCAGUCAUUAGCGAGAUGGAGCGCAAGCUCGAGAGGACCAUCAGAGACCUGGAUGAUGUUAGGAUGAUAAUGGACACUCUGAAGAAGAUCAGGGAGCAGGAGGUGGACAUGGAGCUGAAGAUCGAACCCAUUGAGGACGCCUUCAACGUGCUCAACCGAUUCGACGUCAGCGUCGAGCAAGAAAUCGUCGAGCAAGUGGACAACUUAAGGUACACGUGGAGGCAACUGUUGGCCAACGCCCUCAAGGUGCAGGUGAACCUUCUGGACAUGCAGCCCCAGUUCCAGAACGACCUCAAAAGCAACCUGGAACGGUUCAAACAGGACAAAAUCGACUACUGCAAUGAGUACCGCACGGCGGGCCCGAUGCAACCUGGACUCACCCCAAGGGAAGCCUCAGAUCGGCUAAUUCUUUUCCAGAAUCGCUUUGAUGGCAUGUGGAGAAAGCUGCAAACCUACCAAAGCGGGGAAGAGCUUUUCGGGUUGCCGACCACCGACUACCCAGACCUGGCGCAAAUCCGCAAGGAGCUCAACCUGCUCCAGAAGCUCUACAAGCUCUACAACGACGUAAUUGACAGAGUGAACAGCUACUACGACAUCCCGUGGGGCGAAGUGAACAUCGAGGAAAUCAACAACGAGCUGAUGGAGUUCCAGAACCGGUGCCGCAAGCUUCCCAAGGGCCUGAAAGAAUGGCCGGCGUUCUUCGCGCUGAAGAAAACUAUCGACGACUUCAACGACAUGUGCCCCCUGCUGGAGCUGAUGGCCAACAAGGCCAUGAAACCGCGCCACUGGCAGCGCAUCAUGGACUCCCUCAACCACAUCUUCGAGUUCGAAAACGAGGGCUUCUGCCUGAAGAACAUCCUGGAGGCGCCGCUGCUCCAACACAAGGAGGACAUUGAGGAUAUCUGCAUCUCCGCAAUGAAGGAGAAGGACAUCGAGGCCAAGCUGAGGCAAGUGACCAAUGAGUGGAGCGUGCAUGAGCUCACUUUCAUGACGUUCAACAACCGCGGCGAGCUCCUGCUUAGAGGGGACACCACGGCGGAGACCAUUGGUCAGCUGGAGGAUAGCUUGAUGAUUCUGGGCUCGUUGCUCUCCAAUCGCUACAAUGCGCCGUUCAAGAAACACAUCCAGCAAUGGGUGCACGAUCUCUCCAACACUAAUGAGAUACUAGAGCGAUGGCUAUUGGUGCAGAACAUGUGGGUGUAUUUGGAGGCGGUCUUUGUGGGCGGCGACAUUGCCAAACAGCUGCCCAAAGAGGCAAAGAGGUUUUCGAAAAUCGACAAAUCCUGGCAGAAAAUCAUGCAACGCGCCCAUGAAACGCCCGGAGUGGUGGCCUGCUGUGUUGGAGACGACAUGCUGAAACAACUGCUGCCCCACCUGCAAGAGCAGCUGGAGCUGUGCCAGAAGUCCCUGAGCGGCUACUUGGAGCGCAAGCGAAUGAUGUUUCCGCGAUUCUUCUUCGUAUCGGAUCCCGCCUUGCUGGAGAUUCUGGGCCAGGCCUCCGACUCGCAUACGAUCCAGAAUCAUCUACUCUCCAUCUUCGACAACACCAGGUACGUGAAGUUCCACGACAUCGAGUACAACAAGAUCACCUCAGUGGUGUCCUGCGAGGGCGAGACGAUCCAGCUGGAGAAAACAGUGAGGGCGGAAGGCAGUGUGGAGACUUGGCUCACUCAGCUGCUUCAAACCUCCCAAGCCUCCUUGCACUCGAUCAUUCGGACCGCCUACUCGGUGAUCAGCGAUGGAAACUUCCAGUUGCUGAGCUUCCUCGAUAAAAUGCCUGCCCAGGUGGGGCUGUUGGGGCUGCAAAUGAUCUGGACCAGAGACGCGGAGCUGGCGCUCCUCCAAGCCAGGCAUGAUAAGAAGAUCAUGCCCGAUACCAACAACCGGUUUUUAGAGCUACUGAAUACGCUCAUCGACCAAACCACUAGGGACUUGACGAAAAUCGAACGCACCAAGUUUGAGACCUUGAUCACCAUCCAUGUGCAUCAGCGGGACAUCUUCGACAUCCUGUGCCGCAUGAACAUCCGCCACGUAAACGACUUCGAGUGGCUCAAACAAUGCCGCUUCUACUUCAAAGAGGAACAGGACAAAACGCUCAUAGUCAUCACUGAUGUGAGCUUCUCCUACCAAAAUGAGUACUUGGGGUGUACUGAACGCCUGGUUAUCACCCCUUUGACCGACAGGUGCUACAUCACAUUGGCGCAAGCCUUGGCAAUGAGCAUGGGCGGGGCCCCUUGCGGCCCAGCUGGGACUGGCAAAACCGAAACCGUCAAAGACAUGGGGAAAACUCUGGCUAAAUAUGUGGUGGUGUUCAACUGUUCCGACCAAAUGGACUAUCGAGGCCUUGGCAGGAUUUACAAAGGUUUAGCCCAAUCAGGCUCCUGGGGCUGCUUCGACGAAUUCAACCGCAUUGAACUCCCAGUACUAUCAGUCGCUGCCCAGCAAGUAGCAGUGGUGCUGGCCAGCAAACGGGAGAAAAAGAAGACAUUCCAGUUCACCGACGGCGACAUUGUGGAGAUGUGUCCAGAAUUCGGCAUCUUCAUAACAAUGAACCCCGGCUACGCCGGCCGAAAGGAGCUACCCGAGAAUCUGAAAAUCCAGUUUCGCACUGUGGCCAUGAUGGUGCCCGAUCGGCAGAUCAUCAUCAGAGUGAAGUUGGCCAGCUGCGGUUUUCUGGAAAACAUCACUCUGGCCAGGAAGUUCUACACGUUGUACAAGUUAUGCGAGGAGCAGCUGACUAAACAAGUGCACUACGACUUUGGCCUGAGAAACAUCCUGUCGGUGCUCAGAAGCUUGGGCGCAGCCAAGCGAGUGAAUAACCGCGACUCGGAAAGCACCAUAGUGAUGCGGGUGCUUCGCGACAUGAACCUCAGCAAACUAAUCGAUGAGGACGAGCCGCUGUUCAUCUCCCUAGUGGCCGACCUUUUCCCCAACCAAUUUCUAGAGAAAACCGCCUAUCCAGAGCUGGAGGAGGCCAUCAACGCCCAAGUGGACAAGGCCGGCCUGGUCAACCAUCCCUCGUGGGCCUUGAAGCUGAUCCAGCUCUAUGAGACGCAAAGAGUCAGGCAUGGAAUCAUGACUCUCGGCCCUUCAGGGGCUGGAAAAACCAGCUGCAUCCAGAUUUUGAUGAAAUCACUCUCUCAGAUGGGCGACCAACAUAAGGAGAUGCGCAUGAAUCCAAAGGCCAUCACAGCCGCUCAGAUGUUUGGCCGACUGGAUGUGGCCACCAACGAUUGGACCGAUGGGAUCUUUUCGGCCUUGUGGAGGAAAACUUUGAAGAUCAAAAGCGGUGAGCACGUGUGGCUGGUUCUGGACGGCCCAGUGGACAGCAUCUGGAUUGAGAACUUGAACUCAGUUCUGGACGACAACAAGACUCUAACACUGGCCAACGGCGACCGGCUCUCAAUGGCGCCCACUUGCAAGAUCAUCUUCGAGCCGGAAAACAUCGACAACGCCUCUCCAGCCACCGUGUCCAGAAACGGCAUGGUCUACAUGAGCUCUUCCGGGCUCACCUGGAAACCGAUAGUGAGGGCGUGGCUGAAGCGGCGCAGCCUCAAAGAGCAGGAGGUCUUCACCAAGUUGUUCGACGACCAUUUCGGCGCCCUACAGAAUUGGGGAGCGCAAAACCUCACCCUGGUCAUGGACGUGUUGGAGUGCAACAUCAUUCUCCAAGUGAUCAACCUGCUAGAAGGCUUGAUCCCCAACCAAAACGAAGCCUCAGACGCCACAGACAUUUCCUCAGCAAAGUCUGACUUUGACGACGAGGAGGCCUUGGAGGAGACCGAGAAGGGGGAUGAGCGCAAAAUAUUCACUCCCGAUCACCUGGUGAAGUUGUUCAUUUUUGCCCUGACUUGGGGCAUGGGCGCCUACUUGGAGAGCGAGGAUAGGCUCAAGUACGACGUGUUUAUGAAGGAGGAUAUGUGCGAGUUGGGCUUGCCUCAGAACACCAGCAAACACCCAGAUGCUACGGUGUUCGACUAUGUGGUCAACUCAGAAGGGCAUUGGGUGAUGUGGAACAGCCUCGUUCCAAACUACGUGUACCCGGAAAUGGCAACUCCGGAGUUCGGCUCGAUUCUUAUCCCCAUUAUGGACAAUGUGCGCAUCAACUACUUGAUCGACACGAUUGCCAAGCAGGAGAAGGCAGUGAUGCUGAUAGGCGAGCAGGGAACGGCCAAAACUGUAAUGAUGAAGGCCUACAUGAAGAAAACCAAUCCGGAAGUCCACCUACACCGGGCGUUUAACUUCUCCAGCGCUACCACGCCCUUCCAGUUCCAGAAAACGAUCGAAAGCUACAUAGAGAAGCGCAUGGGGAACACGUUCGGGGCGCCCAAUGGGAAGAAGCUCAUCAUUUUCAUCGACGACAUCAACUUGCCGGAGAUCAACUGCUGGGGCGACCAGGUUACCAAUGAAAUCGUCAGACAGACGAUGGAUAUGGGCGGGUUUUACAGUCUGGAAAAGCCUGGGGAAUUCACCACUAUUGUGGACGUGCAGUUUGUAGGCGCAAUGGGCCAGCCGGGGGGCGGAAGAAACGACAUUCCCUCCAGACUAAAGCGCCAGUUCAGCAUCUUCAACUGCCCCCUACCCAUGGAUGCUUCCAUUGAUAAAAUAUUUGGAGUAAUCGCCCAAGGGCACUACAACGUGAAACGCGGCUUCACUUUGGAGGUGCGCAACCUGGUGAAGAAGCUCAUCUCUUUGACCAGGGUAUUGUGGAAGUGCACCAGAGAGAAACUCCUGCCUACCCCAGCCAAGUUCCACUACGUAUUCUCCCUUAGGGAUCUAUCCAGGAUCUGGCAAGGGAUGGUUGGGACAUUGUCGACUGUAAUCGAGUCCGAGGGCUGCAUGAUGGAGCUGUGGAAGCACGAGUGCGCCCGAGUAUUCUCCGACCGAUUCACCAUCGAGGAUGACAAGACCUGGUUCAACGCCCAGCUGCUGCAGCUGGUCGAAGAUCAUCUGGGCGCCAAUAUGCGCGCCAAAGCCGAACCCGAUCCGGUUUUCGUCGAUUUUAUGAGGGAUGCUCCGGAGCCCACUGGGGAAGAGGGCGAGGACGCCGACAUGGAGCUCCCGAAAGUUUACGAGCCGGUGAACAGCCACCUGGAGCUUCGGGAGCGUUUGGAAAUGUUCCUGGCGCAGUUCAAUGAGAUGGUGCGCGGUAACGGCAUGGAUCUGGUCUUUUUCCCCGAUGCAAUGCUUCACUUGGUGAAAGUUUCCAGAGUGAUCAGGCACCCGAGAGGAAACGUCAUGCUUGUCGGAGUGGGCGGCAGCGGCAAGCAGUCUUUAACCAAGCUCUCCUCAUUCAUUGCCGGGUACAAAACAUUCCAGAUCACCCUCACGAGGUCGUACAACAUCGGCAACUUCCUAGAGGACCUCAAGGUGCUCUACCGGUCCUGCGGCUGCAGCGGAAAGGGCACCACUUUUAUCUUCACCGACCUGGACAUCAAGGAGGAGGGUUUUCUGGAAUACCUGAACAACAUCCUGUCCUCGGGCGUGAUUUCCAAUCUGUUCACCAAGGAUGAGCAGGCGGAAAUUAUCCAGGAACUCACCCCCGUUAUGAAGCGGGAGAACCCAAAGCGCACUCUCAAUCCAGAGGUGGUGAUGGAGUAUUUCAUGAACCGCACCUGUCAGAAUCUUCACGUGGUUUUCUGCUUUUCGCCCGUUGGGGAAAAGUUCCGGAAUCGGGCACUCCGAUUCCCCGCACUCACCUCUGGAUGCACCAUCGACUGGUUCCAGCCGUGGCCCAAGGACGCCCUCAUCUCUGUAGCCAGACAUUUCCUCACAGAGUUCCAAAUAGCCUGCAGUGAGCAGGUGAAGGAGGAGCUGGUGAACGCUUUGGGCUCCAUACAGGACGUGGUUGCCGCCACUUCGCUCGAGUACUUUCAGCGGUUCCGUCGAGCCACUCAUGUAACCCCGAAAUCCUACCUCAACUUCAUCGCCGGCUACAAGAGCAUCUACAACAGCAAGCAGAAGGAGCUGAGUGAAGGGGCCCUUCGCAUGGACACCGGCCUGGAAAAACUGGCGGAAGCCUCCUCCUCUGUGCUGAUUUUGAAGAAAGAGCUAGCCGUGAUGGAGAAGGAGCUGGCCGAUGCUUCGCAACGAGCCGAACGGGUUUUGACCGAGGUCACUGAGCGGGCGAUGCAGGCGGAAAUUGUCAAAAACCAAGUGCAGAAAGUGAAGGAAAAGGCUGAGGCUCUAGUGUCGAGCAUCGCGGUCGAAAAAGCCCUAGCGGAACAGAAGUUGGAGGCUGCCAAACCAGCCCUGGAGGAGGCUGAAGCUGCCUUAAACACCAUCAAGCCUGCCCAUAUUGCCACUGUACGCAAACUGGGCAGACCUCCACACCUCAUCAUGAGGAUCAUGGACUGCGUGCUGAUUCUUUUCCAGAGGAAGCUCCAUCCAAUCAUCGCAGACACGGCUGCUCCAUGCCCCAAACCCUCCUGGGCCGAGUCCUUGAAGAUGAUGGCGUCAACCACCUUCUUGCUCCAGCUUCAGAACUACCCGAAAGACAUAAUCAACAACGAAAUGGUUGAGCUGUUGCAGCCCUACUUUGAAAUGGAGGACUACAACAUGGACACAGCCAAAAGAGUCUGUGGGGACGUUGCAGGGUUGCUGUCCUGGACCAAGGCGAUGGCCUUUUUCCAUAGUGUGAACCGCGAGGUCUUGCCCCUAAAGGCCAACCUGACCAUGCAAGAGGCUCGGCUGAAGUUAGCGAUGGAGGAUCUGGCAGCUGCCCAACAGCAACUGGAGGAACGUGAGCAGUCGCUGCGCCAAGUCAAAGAGCAAUACGACAGCGCAGUGAUGGAGAAGCAAAGAUUGACCGAUGCUGCCAACUUGUGCUUGAGGAAAAUGAACACUGCAACCACCCUUAUCAAAGGUCUGGGGGGAGAGAAAGUGAGGUGGACGCAACAGAGCAAGGAUUUCAAGGAACAGCUAGGACGACUGGUUGGGGAUGUUUUGCUAGCCACAGGCUUCCUGUCCUACUGCGGGCCGUAUAAUCAAGAGUUUCGUGCAGGACUAGUCAACACUUGGAUGGACAUUCUCUCUUCCAGGUCCAUCCCAUACACUGUAGGUUUGAACAUCACCAACAUGCUGGUGGAAAACGCCACUGUGUCCGAGUGGACGUUGCAGGGACUGCCCAACGACGAACUCUCCGUCCAGAAUGCCUUGAUUGUGACCAAGUCCAGAUCAUUUCCGCUACUGAUUGAUCCGCAAAACCAAGGCAAGAUGUGGAUCAAGAACAAGGAGUCCAACAACAAUCUGCAGAUCACUAGUUUGAAUCACAAAUACUUCCGAACGCAUGUUGAGGACUGUUUGUCCCUGGGUAAGCCGCUGCUAAUAGAGGACAUUGACAUUGAGCUGGAUCCAGUCCUGGACAAUGUUCUGGAGAAGAACUUUAUCAAAUCGGGGAGUAUUGAAAAGGUGAUUGUUGGGGACAAGGAGUGCGAUGUUCUCAAAGGCUUCAUGUUGUAUAUCACCACGAAGCUCCCGAAUCCGCCCUACUCUCCGGAAAUUAGCGCCAAGACCUCCAUUAUUGACUUCACUGUGACCAUGCUGGGUCUGGAGGACCAGUUGUUGGGUCGGGUGAUUUUGAUGGAAAAGUCCGAUUUGGAGGCGGAAAGAGUGGCUCUCUUCGAAUCGGUGAUGCAGAACCAAAAGAGCAUGAAGGAGCUGGAAACCAACCUACUGAGCCGCCUCAACUCGACCGAAGGAUCUUUGGUUGAUGAUGAGGAGCUGAUCAACGUGCUUCAAGUGACCAAAACCACAGCCGAAGAAGUGACGCAAAAGCUACAAGUAUCAGUCCAGACGGAGAAGAAAAUCAACAUCGCCCGCGAAGAGUUUCGCGCUGUUGCAGCCCGAGGCUCCAUCCUCUACUUCCUAAUCGUCGAAAUGAGCAACGUGAACGUGAUGUACCAAAACUCCUUGAAGCAGUUCCUCAUCAUCUUCGACAACUCUAUCACCAAGUCGGAGAAAAGCACCAACACUUCUGAGCGCAUCAAUAUCAUCCUCAAAUAUUUAACUUAUGAGGUUUGGACCUUCACGCAACGAAGCCUCUACGAGCGCCACAAAGCCCUCUUCACCUUGAUGAUGGCCAUGAAGAUCGAUCUGCACAAGGGAGUGAUCACUCAUGAGGAAUUCAUGGCUUUUAUCAAGGGCGGGGCUUCGUUGGACCUCAACGCCGUCCAACCAAAGCCCUUUAGGUGGAUUCUGGAUAUCACCUGGCUGAAUUUGGUUGAAAUCAACAAGCUGACCAUUUUUGCAGAUAUUUUAACCAAGAUUGAAACAAACGAAAAAGACUGGCGGCUAUGGUACGAAAAGGAAAAGCCUGAAGAAGAAGAAAUCCCCUGCGGUUACCACAAGAACCUGGAUGUGUUUCGCAAGCUGCUCCUCAUCAGAUCUUGGAGCCCCGACAGGACCCUGUCCCAGGCCAGGAAGUAUAUUAUGGACUCUCUGGGAAAUGAAUACGGCGAGCCCUGCAUUCUAGACCUAGAAGCCACUUGGCUGGAAUCCGAGCCCCGGACGCCUCUAAUAUGCAUAUUGUCCAUAGGCUCGGACCCUUCACCGCAAAUCGCCAUUCUAGCCAAACUUAAAGAGAUUACCUUAAAAUCCGUGUCCAUGGGACAAGGACAGGAAAUUGUGGCCAAAGACUUGAUAGAGAACGCCAUUCAACACGGAGGCUGGGUGCUUCUACAGAACAUCCACCUCUCUCUUCCUUUUGCCAGUGAGGUGAUGACAAUGAUAAUGGACGCGGAAAGGAUUGAUGAAACCUUCAGAAUCUGGCUCACUACGGAGGUGCAUGAGCAGUUCCCUAUCGGGCUGCUUCAGAUGGCCAUCAAGUUCACCAACGAGCCUCCUCAAGGCAUCAGAGCCAGCUUGAAGAGAACCUACCAGAACAUCACCCAAGAUUUCCUGGACUAUUCCACCCAGUCCCAAUGGCCUCCAUUGCUCUAUGCCGUCGCUUUUCUGCACACAGUGGUGCAAGAGAGGAGGAAAUUUGGACCACUUGGCUGGAACGUUCCAUAUGAGUUCAACCAGGCAGACUUUGCCGCCAGUGUUCAGUUCAUCCAGAACCACUUGGAUGAUAUGGAUCCGAAGAAGGGAGUCUCUUGGCCUACAGUCUGCUACAUGUUGGGAGAGGUUCAGUAUGGAGGCAGAGUAACCGAUGACUUCGAUAAACGCCUGCUAACUACCUUCACCCAGGUGUGGUUUUGCGACGUCCUGCUGCGGCCAGGAUUCGAGUUUUACAGGAACUACAAAGUGCCUCAAACCCGCAACCUCCAAGGCUACAUUGAUUAUAUCAACGCUCUACCGGCUACCGACACUCCGGAGGUGUUUGGACUGCAUGGAAAUGCCGAUAUUACAUAUCAGAUCAACACCGCUAAAGGUAUUCUGGAUACCAUAUUGAACGUCCAGCCCAAGGAAGGAGGAGGAGGAGGCGGCGAAACUCGGGAAAGUGUGGUGUACUGUCUAGCUGAAGACAUGCUGGAUAAAUUGCCAGCACUGUACAACAACUUUGAGGUCAAAGAGGCGCUGAACCGAAUGGGGGCGUUGCUGCCCAUGAACAUCUUCCUCAGGCAGGAGAUCGAUCGUAUCCAGAAAGUGAUCAGAGAGGUGAAAUCGACGCUUUCCGACCUGAAACUGGCCAUCGACGGCACUAUAGUGAUGAGCCAGAACCUACGCGAGUCUCUGGACGCCAUGUACGAUGCCCGAAUUCCCGAAAAGUGGCUCAAGAUAUCCUGGGAGUCUGCAACGCUCGGGUUUUGGUACACCGAACUCCUGGAACGCGACGUCCAAUUCAGGACGUGGUGCAACCAUGGAAGACCCAACGCCUACUGGAUGACGGGGUUCUUCAACCCUCAAGGGUUCCUCACGGCUAUGCGACAAGAUGUUACCAGGGCACAUAAGGGGUGGGCUCUGGAUUCUGUGGUGUUGCAAAACUUGGUCACCAAGUACAACCGGGAGGACAUCAAGGAGGGUCCUCAGGAGGGCGUCUAUGUUUAUGGGUUGUUCUUGGAAGGAGCGGGGCUGGAUAGGAGAACGGGAAAACUCAUUGAGAGCAAGCCCAAGGUUCUCUACGAGCAAAUGCCAGUGACGUACAUCUACGCAAUCAACACCACUGCCGGUAAAGACGCGAAAUUGUACGAGUGCCCGAUUUACCGCAAGCCGCAAAGAACAGACGCCAAGUAUGUAGGCAGUAUCGACUUUGAGACCGACCAUAAUCCGCGCCACUGGACUCUAAGGGGCGUAGCCCUGUUAUGCGAUAUUAAAUAAAUAAUUGUGAAUGGAGUCUACUGAACUUUUGCAGCUCCUUUUGGCUGUUUAAUUCAAAUAGCAUUUGUGAACCA
Molecule: messenger RNA, 14218 nt
Organism: Dendroctonus ponderosae (mountain pine beetle)
Lineage: Eukaryota; Metazoa; Arthropoda; Insecta; Coleoptera; Curculionidae
Gene: Dhc1
Product: dynein axonemal heavy chain 5
Exons: 60
Coding region: 84-14144 (4686 amino acids)
Biological process (GO): microtubule-based movement
Cellular component (GO): dynein complex
Molecular function (GO): ATP binding; minus-end-directed microtubule motor activity; ATP hydrolysis activity
Source: RefSeq, a predicted model, not a curated record